Epinephelus lanceolatus (giant grouper) is the source of this 4872-nucleotide messenger RNA. RefSeq names its product proline rich transmembrane protein 4a (gene prrt4a). The record is from RefSeq and is a predicted model, not a curated record. Lineage: Eukaryota; Metazoa; Chordata; Actinopteri; Perciformes; Serranidae.
GUAUGAGGGGAACAGGAACAGCAGGAAGAGAUGAUUCUGCCUCAGAUUCAGGAGGACUGGAUUGUGCAAACAGUCAAACUGACAGUCAGACCAGCGCAGCGGCAGUGUGGGACAGCGGGGGUUGUCUCGAGGAGGUGGGGUCUGUCCCAUGUGUCGACUGUCUGAUGGAGAGAAGAGGGGCACAGCACAGUGAGUAUGAAAGGACACAGAGUGCUACGCAGAGAGAGACUGCAGGCAUGCAGCGACACGGGGGAGCAUAUAUGUUUAAAGAGGCUGCAGCAGAGCGGGCUAUUGAUGAGGUGUGUUAAGAAUGAGAUCAUCAGAGACCUCAGGUUAAAGAUUAGUCAAGCAUGUGAUUGGACAGUACCUCCCGAAACCUACAGCAUGUGACUUUGCGGUGGAGUUUGUAGACUCUCGCCAUGCUCUCUCUUUGGAAUCUCUAUCUUCUUCUCCCACUCUCCUUGCCUUUCUCACUCCAUGUCAUAGCCUUCACCGGAGACAAUGUCAAGAAAACCCAAGAGCCAGACACUGACACAGCCGUGCAGCGUCUCACACAGCCCCCACAGAGGCCUCGUGGAUCUGGUUCAAUACCUGACAAUCCCAUGUUUGGGUCAGAGAAUACUGACUUCCUGGGUCUACCUAUGAGUUGGUCCCUAUCGUCAUCAGAGGAAUCAGACAGACAAGGUGUGAUCGGUGAAUACACUGAUUCAGAGGAGAGCACAGAGACAUCUCUUUUGUAUCCUUAUGAGAAGGGACUUAUCAUAUCCAGGCCCUCAGAUACAGAAGAUGCCACCUCCAAGGAGAGUACACAGCCAUCACCAGGGGGAGUACCGCCUCAACCUACCCAGGGACAAACAUUCAAGUAUCAGCCAGCUGAGAAAAGUGUUGGAUCUGUAUUGUAUUCCACACAGACUGGUGAGAAUCAGCCAAAUUUCCCAGCCUCUCAGAAUGAGACGACCGACAGCCAGUUACCAUUUCUUCCAUCUGGCUCGCUUCCACCAGACCAGGACUCCACUUCACCGCUGUCUGCUGGACCUGGGCCCAGCUCGGAGCGCCCCACUCCAUCAGUCGCAAGUUGGAUAUGGAGCACAGGCCCUCCAGUUAUCACGCCGGAGGCGACUGUCCCAGUGAAGGAGACCAGAGAUGGAUUGAUUGAUAUUACGGGUCAUAUUUUGCACAUAGGAGCUGUCAGCAUGGAUGCAGAUAAAGAUGACACCAAGGACGAUGACAGGCAACUCUCCCAGACCAGUGGCACACUCUUGCUUAAUGGCACCACAGACACAUCUGCCACACCCUGCAAAGCAUCAAACCAGUCCUGGACGCCCACUUACCCCGAUGAUUUUACCCCCAGCGAGUCCCUACGCCCCACUCUGGCCCUCAGCGCUUCCCUUUUUGUCCCUCUUUACACAGACUGGAACUCUGCCCUUGCCACAUGGGGAUUUGCGUGGGAAGCACACAUCUAUGGCCUGGGGUCUGUCUUUACUGUAUUUGGCCUAAUCUCUGUGGUCUGCCUGUUAGGCUUGCCCCUGCGCUGUCCCCCGGGAAGCCCCUAUUUCACCCUACUACACUUGUUCCUCCUGGCAUUUGCAGGGAUCCAAGCUUUCUGUUUGCUCUAUGACGCUUACAAUCACCAGGAUCGUCUCCCUCCUCUGGGCUCUCUGCUGCUCUCUGAGCUGCCUUUCCCUUGUUUGAUCUCAGCCUUCUCCCUUGCCUUCCUCCUUCUUUCUUUGCGUUCACGCAUGCAUCUUUCACUCCGACUUGCUAAUUCCACCUCAUUUUCAGCCUUGCCCAAACCUUGCCUGUUACUGUGUAUGUCCCUGUUGUACUCUGGGGUCUCUCUAGGGUGUGUUGGCAUGCUACAGCUCUUCCACAGCCUCCCCUCCAUGAUCCUGCUAUUCCCUCAGGGUGUGUUUGUGUGUCUCACUAUCUUUCUCUCAUGCUCCUACCUCAUCUUCUACUGCUUAAUGCAAUUCAACACGAAACACAUCUACAGGCUGAAUGACAAUGGAGAGAGCGGAGGAUCUCCUGAAGUGAUGCGACCUGCAAGUUGCCCCUUUGCUAAAGUGGAGGAUUGGGGCAGGGCAGCAGGAGCGGGAGUAGGGGCUUCGUUGUGUUUGCUAGGAUGUGGAGGCUUCCAGUUUUAUGGGAUCUUGCAUGCCCUUGGUUUGGGUGGGGUUGAUGGCUAUGGGUUCCAGCCCUGGCCCUGGUGGGGCUAUCAGGUAGGCUGCAGGAUCUGUGAGAUUGGUGUGUGUCUGGGUCUGUCUCUCAUUGGUACACACCCACUAUUCUGUCAGAACAAUUCCUCUAUCAAGACCAGAACUCAUCCUCGGCCAGGAUCUUGGUCCCGCCUCUCAUGCAGCUCCCCCUCACGAGGGCUAACCCUGCCCUCUCAGGGAGGUGCUGAUUCUUCUGUCCUCUCCUCUCAUGAUUCUUGGUCCCAGGGUAAGCAGGAAAAGCUGGUGGUCUGUGAUGUCAUCACUAAAGGACAGUCGGAGGCCCUUCCUCUUUUCUCAAUGGUGGAUCCUCCUGGAAAUGGGCAAGACUGUGUCCCCAAGGCCAGCCAAACUCGGAGCACUGUACUACCUCUCCCUACACCCCCAAGCCCACCGCACAAACCAAAAAAUGCAGCUGAGUCUCAGCUAUCAUCAUUCGAUAGCCUAGGACUGGAGACUGACUCUACUGUGGAUCUGCGGCCCCCAUCUCCCAUAGAUUUGUCCCGCAGCAUUGACCAGGCUCUUUUCAAUGAAUCCCUAUUCUCUCAUAGUAUCUUUGGUUUGCCAAGACUCUUCCAUGCUUCCUCCAGCCACUCUUUGAGCUCUCCUAACCAGGGUGGGUCAAAGCAAGGGCCUAGCUCUGUGGAAAAUGCCCUAUACCGAACCUCUUCCUGUGGUGACAUGGAUCAAGAGAAUGCCCUGUCCACUUCAAGACCUUCCCAGCCACAUGGUGCUUUGACGUCUCACAGCAAGUCACCAGUGUCACCAGUGCAAUGGGAUUGGAAAGAAAGUGUCUCUGGCUCAACCCAGGGUCUGUGCAGCAAUCCCAAGGAGACAGGAAAGCUGCGUUCACAUUCCUGGGCCAACAGAGGUCAAAACUUUGCCCAGAGCAGCCUCCCACGAGCAAUCCCUCACCUGUCUUACCACAGGCGUUACCGAACCCUGAGCUUAGCCCCCCAGGACAGUCGCGGAUCCAGCCGGCUGGCAGGGACUAAACACCUGAGUGAAAGCAAACAGCUGGAAUGGGAUCUGGCUGUACAGGCAGAGUUUGUUAAUGUGUGCAGACAAAUUGACACGCUGAGUGUUUGCAGUGACACCAUUGAACUGUAGAAAGCAAUACAAUUCUAGUUGUGGUUAAAAUGCACAUGACAUUGUACAGAAAUAGCAGACUCUGACAACAUGGUCUCACCUCCAACUCGUCAAAUACCAAUGCUUGGUUAGUGGCCCUUGGUGUCAGAUACUGACCCACAGGGACACCCUUUAGCGAGAUCUUCACAGACUUUUUUUUUGACACUCUGAGCAACUGCCGUAGUAUAAAGAAUGAGAGGGUCUGCAUUGGGUGGAUGAAAGUGGAGGUGGAUGGUUCAAACAAAGUCUGGACUUUCACCCCUGAGAUCGAAAUUCAUGUCCCAUGUGAAUCCAAAAGUCAACUGAGUUACUUUAAUAACAACGUGGAGUUCUAGUAAGUAUAGCGUAUGCUACUGAUGUAGGACACAUAAUGGUACAUUAUGUUAGUGACAAGCACACUUGUUUUGAGCCAAAGCAUGAUGUUUUUUUCCAAACCUAACCACUUGCUUUUGUUGCCUAAACCUAAGGAAGUACAUGUAAAAACUGCAGCCCUAAUUUCCAGAGACUGUAUGCAUUUAAUGAGCAGAAACUGUACAUUUUCUGUGAAAAAAGUUUGUUUUCAAAAGACAUUAUUCAUGUAUAGGGGGAACACGCUGUCCCUGAGCAUCCAAAACUGACAUUUGAGAAGUACCUAGAGCAUCGUAAUCUGACGUGUAGGGCCACUGACCAAGCAUUGGUAUUUGACUAAGAGUUGGGACUUAGUUGGGACUAAGAAUGUGUUAGGUUAUACAAAAUGAAAUAAUUUCUGGAACGAAAUUAUUUUAAUUUAGACCCAACUUAUUCUCUAUAAAUACUGUAGGCCUACUGUUGAUACGCUGUUGAUAUUCUACUGUUGAUAUGUUGAUAUUGGUCAUUCCAGUUACACAUUCAUGAAUGUCAAGGAUCAAAUAUCUUGUGGUACAUAGUGCUUUCAAGGAGUUAACUUAAGCAGGAUGUUUAAUAUUUGUAAAACUGAUAUGUGGAUUUUUUUUUUUAUAUUUAAAGCUGUCUUGUAGAGAGAAGUCUAUGAAAGGGAAAGGAGCCCUCUUUAAUAGUGAGUGGACAAACAAUUUGGGCUCAAGAACAUUUCAUUUUACAGCACUGAUGUACUGUUGUUUUCAAUAGUGGAGAAAAAUGGGACGCUGUCGGAGGAUCUCAUCGUAUAAUAAAAUAAGUCCAUUAAGUUGUGUACAAAGUGUCAAAUUUAUAUUUCAUCAUGGGAACAGACAUUUGGCAUGAAAUGUAGUGCUUUCCUUACAGGAUUUUUGAAAAUUACGAUGUUAUUUCAGUGUGGUAUAACAAAUUUGGAAUUAAAGAAAAUUAAUAUAAACAGGAUGAGUUUGAGAGAUUUUCUCUUUUACUCUCUCUUUUUUUUUCCUUUUUUAUGUUUCCUUUCUAUCUACAAGGCAAACUGUGGCACCCAGUUUUGCCAAGACAAAGAUCUGGGCACACAGUGAAAACCCCAUGGAGAAAAUUGAGGUGCCCUGCUUUCCAAAUCGCAUACUUCUACUAUAUACUUUUAGUAUGUACUGCAGCUGCCCUUAAAAAGUAU